Molecule: messenger RNA, 1261 nt
Organism: Malus domestica (apple)
Lineage: Eukaryota; Viridiplantae; Streptophyta; Magnoliopsida; Rosales; Rosaceae
Product: large ribosomal RNA subunit accumulation protein YCED homolog 1, chloroplastic
Source: RefSeq, a predicted model, not a curated record
CCGAGAACAAAUAAGGCCCAUUUUGAGAAUCUGAAUAGAUAAAGGAGGCAAUCGCUCUCUGCAAAGAAGCAAAGCUUACAUCUGCCACCUCUGUUUAACGUCGUUCGUCACUAUAUGGUUUCUUAUUCACUUGUUGGGUUUCUGGUUUCGUCUUGAAUUUACGAAAGAUUCUUAAUAUCUAGCAUUUCGUAUUAUGCCUCAAACCCCUUUGUAGUUGUUAGAAGCUUUGUUAGAUUGUGAAGCUAUAAUGUCAUUUGUAGUCACCUCUUCCUCCAUUGCCACCUCCUCGUACUUUAACCGCCAUAGCGUUUCUAAAUUAAAAUCCUGUGAGAAUACUACGAAACAUUCAUGUGUUCCGUUUGUUCAUUGCAAAAGCUCAUUUUGCAUUACAGAAAAUAUCCCUACAACUUCGACAAGAAACCCAAAUGGCAUUUUGAGGUCUACUGUAAUGAGCUGCACAAAGCCUGAUUAUCAGUCUUUUGCUGGAGAAGACGCGGUUUUUCUUGACUUGGGGGAUAAUGAAGACACAGAGUCGCCCUGGGAAGGGGCAGUAAUUUACAAGAGAAACGCUUCGAUAUCACAUGUUGAGUAUUGCACAACGUUGGAGAGGCUUGGAUUGGAGAACCUUUCAACAGAGGUCUCGAAAUCUAGGGCUUCAGUUAUGGGAUUACGGGUCACCAAAGCUGUGAAGGAUUAUCCACAGGGCACACCGGUUCAGAUCUCCAUUGACAUAACUAGGAAGAAGCAAAAGCUGAGGCUUGAUGGGAUCAUUAAAACUGUUAUCACGCUGACUUGCAGCAGGUGUGGAGAGCCAGCGGCGGAGUGCAUUUUCUCCAACUUCGCCCUUCUCCUAACUGAUGAACCCAUUGAAGAACCUGAUAUCAUCAAUCUGGGAGUGAUGUAUGGGGACAAUUCCAAAACUUAUACCGAAUUUGCUGACCAAGAGGAGGAAGAUGAUGAAGCCGCAAUUGACUUCGAGGAUCAGCUGUAUUUUCGCCCCGAUGAAAAAGAAAUAGACAUUUCAAAGCACAUAAGAGACGCCGUGCAUCUGGAGAUUACAAUCGCGGCAGUAUGUGAUCCGAGUUGCAAGGGUUUGUGUCUCGGUUGUGGUAGGAAUUUGAACACUAGCAGUUGUACUUGCAGUAAAAAGGAUGUAAAGAAGGGUCUUGGACCUCUUGGAAACUUAAAGAAGCAAAUGCAGCAAAAAUGACACAUAUAUAUUGAUCUGUGAAAAUGCAGCUAAAUGUUUUUAGUUCAAGCA